This is a messenger RNA of Megalops cyprinoides (Indo-Pacific tarpon), 2662 nucleotides long. RefSeq names its product AT rich interactive domain 3A (BRIGHT-like) (gene arid3a). Lineage: Eukaryota; Metazoa; Chordata; Actinopteri; Elopiformes; Megalopidae. Gene Ontology annotation, biological process: regulation of transcription by RNA polymerase II. Gene Ontology annotation, molecular function: DNA binding. The transcript is spliced from 9 exons. Gene Ontology annotation, cellular component: nucleus. The record is from RefSeq and is a predicted model, not a curated record. The coding region runs from base 581 to 2266 and encodes 561 amino acids.
AUUUUGUAUACAUAAAGUAUAUACUUGACAAAUAUCACGAUUAGCUUGAAUUCAGGAGGAAAUCAGGAAUGUUUCUUCCGGUUCCUAAGAGUACAAAAACAAAACGGAAGCUGAUUUGCAGGGCCUGACAGAGGUCCAGAGGCACAUUACCUGAAAGCAACCUUCAUCUGCAAAGUAGGCAGCUCCCAAGUUGGGGGCUGCAUGGGUCUAGACCAAGUCCAGAAAGAACUGCUGGUCCCCAUCUCUCCCCCCUGUACAAACUCCAUAUUUCUCUACAGUCAGGAGUCACAGGCCACCUGUACACAAGACCUGGGACUACUGUCCAGAGAGGCAAACAACAAAAUACUUCAAGACUUUGCUUUGUCAGGAUAUUGAUAGCCAGAGUGCGCCACAGUGUUUCUCUGUGUCUCCCAGGAGCCAUCUGUCCUUUUCUGUUUUGAAGACGCAGGCAUCGAUAAAUUGAAUUUGCUUGGGAAAAAUUCACCCCUUAAGAUCAGAGAGGGAAACGUCCUUGCCGGGUGUGAUCUGAGCUCUCGGCGAGGAAGGAGACGAGAUAAGCAGGGCGCAACUCUGUCUGGAGAUGAAGCUUCAAGCUGUGAUGGAGAAUCUGCACAGGCAGCAGCGAGCAAAAUUACUUAUGGAGCUAGAGCAGCAGCAACAGCUACAACAGCAAGCUGGGCAGUCCCAGGUGCGAAAUACUUCUCAGUCCAACUCUGGCAAUGCUGCGGACGAGAUGAUGGGAAGCCCCGCCCCCGAGGCUGAGCACGCUCAAAUAGCAGCUCUGGCAGCCAUGCGGGCGGUGGCUGCUGGUCUGCAGAGAGCCCCCAGCAGCCCCAUGUCAGAGCACAGCAGUGUAGGAGAGGAUGAGGAGGAUGAGGAUGAUGAAGAAGGGGAGGAACCAUAUAAGGACAUGAUGGGUUCAGAAGAGGAGGAGCGUAUAAAGCAAAAAUGGGAUGAGGAGGACUUUGAAGGUGAGAUGGAGGAAGAUUACGAAGAUGACCUGGGUGACGAGGGGGUGCCUUCUGGAAGAGAGGCAGUGGGCAUGGGCAAAGGCAUCCUGCUACUUCCUCACCGCCAGCUGCACCCCCACUCCCAGCUGAUGAAGGCCCGGCCUAUGGCAGAUCAGGAACCCCGCGUAUCGGCUCUCCCGCCUCACGGCUCUCACAGUCAGCUGGGCGGCCAGGAUCAUGGGGACUGGACUUAUGAAGAGCAAUUCCGACAGCUCUAUGAAUUGGAUGGGGACCCUAAACGCAAAGAGUUUCUGGAUGACCUGUUCAGUUUCAUGCAGAAGAGAGGAACCCCAGUCAACAGGAUUCCCAUCAUGGCCAAGCAGGUGUUGGACCUGUACAUGCUGUAUCAGCUGGUGACAGAGAAGGGAGGGCUGGUGGAGGUCAUCAACAAGAAGCUGUGGAGGGAGAUCACCAAAGGACUCAACCUGCCUACCUCAAUCACCAGUGCUGCCUUCACUCUCAGGACACAAUACAUGAAGUACUUGUACCCUUAUGAAUGUGACAAGAGGGGACUCAGCAACCCCAAUGAGCUCCAGGCAGCUAUUGACAGCAACAGACGGGAGGGGCGCCGGCAGGGCUUUGGGAGCACCCUCUUCACCUACUCACCCAAUGGCACACCCACCAUGCUGUCCUCCCCCAAACUCUCCAUGCCAAGCCUGGGAAUAGCAGGGGGUACCAAUGGAGCUCCACUCACCCCCAUCCAGAAGGUCAAGAAAGAGGACGAGGGAGGCCAGCCCAUGCCGGGGGCGGGCCGGCUGCCGGUGGCUCUGGCAGGGCACACAGUGGUGGCAGCGCAGGCAGCGGCGGUGCAGGCGGCCGCCGCCCAGGCAGCCAUGGCGGCCCAGGUGGCUGCGCUCGAGCAGCUGAGGGACAAGCUGGAGACUGGUGAGCCACCAGAGAAGAAGAUGGCCCUGCCGGCUGAGGAGCACCAGCGCCUCCUACAGAGAGCGCUACAGCACAACCUGCUCGCCAUGACCGCACAGAUGCCAAUGAACAUCCGCAUCAGUAACCAGGACAACAGGCAGGACUCAGCCCUCAAUCUCACCGCUAACGGUAUGAGCAGCAUCAGCAUGUCUGUGGAACUCAAUGGAGUCCUGUACACUGGUGUGCUUUUUGCUCAGGCAGCAGGGUCAGCCCCAUCAGGCCCCUCCGGAUCAUCAGGCUCCAGUAACAACAAAGCCCCUGGUGGGCGCAGUGGGUCUCAGCCAAUCCCCCACACACCUACCUCAUCCUCCUCCAACAACCCGUCGCCUUAAAAACCUCACACCCUACCUUUUUCCGAAGCUAACUAAAGCCAAAAAAAUCAACCUCAUUUUCUACAUAGCCUAUGCCAAAAAACAGACAGAUAUUUAAACCCAGACCACUUGAAGUACACUAUCUCAGGUUCUCUCACCUGCUGCAGGUUUUCUUUUCUCUUUGAACUUUUUAACCUUUUUUUCUUUCCUCUUUUACUUAGCAGCCAAAAUAGGUUUUAAAGGUAACAAGAGCCAGUAUAUGAUAGAAAUAUAUGCACAACCUGUGAAUAAUUUAUUUCCUCUCCAUAAAUGUACAGAUAACUUGAGAACAAAAGAAAAAAUAAUCAACAGGAAGGUUAAUGCACUGUUUACACAACUUAACACAUCUACUGACUGACCGUGAAGCUACUUUUCAAA